Molecule: messenger RNA, 1073 nt
Organism: Trichomycterus rosablanca
Lineage: Eukaryota; Metazoa; Chordata; Actinopteri; Siluriformes; Trichomycteridae
Gene: fsaf1
Product: chromosome 9 C1orf131 homolog
Exons: 7
Coding region: 118-885 (255 amino acids)
Source: RefSeq, a predicted model, not a curated record
AGGUGGAAGAGGUUGCGCUGCUACACGUGAUAAGUCGGUGUUUUUAUUUGUAAUGAUCGACAAUUUUCGAGUGGAAUUUUUGUAAUUCAUUUGUUAAUUUGUACUUUCAUUUACAAAAUGAAACAAACAAAGGAAGAAAAUGAAAGCGAAGUCGACGUGGAUCAGGAUUUUCUGGACCGCGUUUUGAACAAGCUGUAUGAUUUUGGAGAUGCAGCCAACAGUAAGCGAUCAAACAAAAAGCAAAAAAAGAGAAAAAAGCAAACUGAUGUGGAAGAUGAUUAUACCAGUAAAAUAAAUGGUGAAAUGGAUGGAACAGAUUUGAGUCAAGAUGAAAUAAGAUGUACAUCGACAUCUGCAGAGCCCAAGACUGAGAGCGCAGGGGGAAAAAAAUCCAACGUAGAGGUUGUGACAUUUCAGGAUCCCCGGAAAAUAAAGAAAUUAAAAAGAGCAGCUGACCCCGAAGCUAAACCACCUGAAGUGACGGACAAAAGGAAAAAAGAUGCAGAUGAAUUUUUAACCAUAGAAAAGGCUCGGCUGGAUGUUCACCGCUUUGGAAUCACAGGGUUUCAGAAGCAGCAGCAGAGAGUUUUUGAACAGGACAGAGCCAUCAUGCUGGGAGCCAGGCCUCCGAAAAAGGAAUACGUGAAUUAUAAAUUAUACCAGCAAAUAAUCAAAGAGAAAAAGAUGAAAGAGAAGGAAGAGGCAACAUCAGAUACACAAAAAAAGAAGAGAACAUCAGGAAAGCAGAAAAAUGUGAAACGCAAAUCUGGCUCCUCUGGUGCGGAACCAUCAGGACAAGUCGGUCACUUCAAGAACGGGAUGCUGGUCCUGAGCUCUAAAGACAUUCAGAAAUUAAACAGCAAAGGGCAAAGACGAGCGAGAUAAGCAUGUGUGUGGAAGAUUUUCUGUGCUUCUUUGCCUUUUAUAGACCGACCUAAUUCCUCCACGUCUCAGCUCACCAGUUCCAGGACUAAACAGAGUGUAUCAUACGUGUGUGUCAUCAUGGAAUUUAGAAAUCGUGUUUUCCAGGCCUGGAAGAGUCCAAGCAAAUAAAUACAGAAAAAGCUCCUGGA